Messenger RNA from Kwoniella botswanensis, 606 nucleotides. RefSeq lists its product as uncharacterized. The transcript has a single exon. Lineage: Eukaryota; Fungi; Basidiomycota; Tremellomycetes; Tremellales; Cryptococcaceae. Bases 1 to 606 code for a protein of 201 amino acids. The record is from RefSeq and is a predicted model, not a curated record.
AUGCCAUCUUUACAAGAACGAGAGAAUGGACCCCUGGCUCGAGUCGAAGAGGCCGAGGCGGCACGUUACCGACCUUCUUACCAAGUAGAUCCAAGCUGUCUCUCUGGUGAUCAGUCGGAUGAGCCAAGCGUCGCCACCUUAUCCAAAGCCCUGGCGUCGGCUUUGGCCACUGCGAAAACCGACCACUCCAUAUGGAAAGCCAGAAGCCACAACCCAUCUUCAGAAGUGUUGGAGCGAUUUCGUCAUGAAAGCGAGAGAGAUAUCCUGACUCACUCUACGCCUUUCAUAGCAGAAAUUCUCGGACAGAUCGAAACUCAGGCUAAAGCAACCGGAGACGACUCGAGAGCUUACUCCAAUGUCGGUUCCGAAUAUCGAGUAUCUGUCGAGCGCAAGGACGAUCAAGGGAGCAAUUUCGUGUUGGAGUAUACCACCGAGAGUGGAACAUACAUUCUGCCUAUUAGUGGGGUCAAAUACUCUAAUAAUGAUUACUUCACAGAAAUUCUGUAUGGUAAACCGGGAUCAAAGGCUUCGAGUGGCUCUAAAGACGAUACUUGCAUCCCUCCAUCCGUUACAUAUUCAUCGGGUGCGAGUCGAUUCCCGUUGUAA